CUAAUUUUGAUGUUGCAUGAGUGACAGAUGUAGGAAGCCUAAACGAAAAUGGCUGCACAAGAUCGAUAAAAGUUGCACCUUGUUUUUGGUAAAUUUUACUCGACGAAUUUCCUAAAUGAAAUGUUAAAAACCGCGUAACGUUAUAGUGCACCGAUUUUAUUAGUGUUCCCAACUAAUCUACUGCUUUCUAUUAGAGUUUAAAUCGAAGAAACACCAGAAAUGUUAUAGCUAAUUAUGUAGUAAUUGUUUUGCAGAGAUAUACAGAGCAUAAAGCUGCGUUCGCGCCUGCAAAAAAUGGCCACGACUCAAGGAGAAAUUAGGGUGGGUCCCGGCAACCAGGCCCGCCUGCCCGAUUACCGACCCGGUGUGCCUCCCGAACAGCUGUCGCCCGAUCCCGAGCAGACGAGAAUUCGGGAGGAACUGCGCUGGGUGCCCGCCAUGACUUUGGACGCCGAUCUCUUAAUGUAUCUGAGAGCCGCUAGGUCUAUGGCGGCGUUCGCCGGCAUGUGCGACGGGGGAUGUCCCGAAGACGGAGCCAACGCUGCUUCCAGGGACGACACUACCAUCAAUGCGCUCGAUGUGCUACACGAUUCCGGCUACGACCCAGGCAAGGCGUUGCAAGCGCUAGUAAAGUGUCCGGUGCCCAAAGGAAUUGACAAAAAAUGGAGCGAGGAAGAAACCAAGCGAUUCGUCAAAGGUCUAAGACAGUUCGGCAAAAAUUUCUUUAGAAUCAAAAAAGAUCUUCUACCACACAGAGAUACGCCCGAAUUGGUCGAAUUCUACUACCUGUGGAAGAAAACUCCCGGAGCGAACAACAACCGGCCGCACAGGAGGCGGCGUCAGGGAUCGCUGCGCAGAAUCAGGAACACGCGUAAUAGUAGAGGAGGUAAUACAUCAAGUAGUGCAGGUCGCAACGUACCUCCGGAAACGGAAAACAAUCGCCCCUCCCCGCAACCGGGAAAGGAACCUGGCGAGACCAGUUCGGUCACGGAAGAUGACAACGACAGCGAAGAUGACAGCGACAGUCGCGAGGCGCAAUACAGAUGUUCGCAUUGCUUCACCACAAAUUCGAAAGAUUGGCAGCCCGGCGGCAAAGAUAGGCAACUGUUGUGUUUCGAUUGUAGGACGCAUUACAAGAAAACUAACGAGUUGCCGUUGUUAACUGCUCCGGCGGCUGGUGGUGGCAAUACCGAUUCUCCGGAUACGAGUCCGCAACGCAUGCGCACGCGCAACAAAGCGAAAGAACAAACGACGAACAAGGCGCGGCCCAAACGGGGAGGUACCGAAACGCCGGAACCUAAAACGCCGAUCAAAUCCUCGCAGAACGCCGACAAGACCACGCCCACGCAAGGCGGUACCACCCCCGGCAAGAAGAAGAACAAAUCGGACAAACCCGAAACGCCGACCAAAAAUAAGGAUAGCAGGAAGAGGCAGCAGGACAACAAGUCCGAAGAGAUCGAUAUCGAGGAGAGGGAUCUGGGAUUGCUCAAGAAGAAGAGGGAUAGAGCGGAGAGUCCUUGCAGCCUUACUACGGAUUCUGAAACUGUUAACGACGACGUGGAGAACCCAGAGAAUGAAAUCGAAAGUACGGAGGCGAACCCGCCUUGUGGUACCGGCGGUGCUGCCAACAUUGCUACAUCUGCUGUACCUACUAUACCUAUUACAUCAACAAUCGCUACGCCACCAUCGCAAGAAUCUCUAUGUAAAAUACCCGCAAAGCAAGAAGUGGUAGAACCGCCGGACAUGAAACCGGAACCUCCUUCGCCGCCAUGUUUACCUCCCAUUCCGUUGAAACCUCACUUAACGGAACCCAUGCCGCUCAACGUGUCUAUACGUUUACCGGACGAUUUGAACGAAAGAAAGAAUCUCAUCAAGCGCAACCUAGAUUCGUCUUUGGACAGCAAGGAUGUCAAAUUCAAUAUUGACGGUACUAAUAACUAUAAUUCUGAUACAAUUAUGGGCAUGAAAUUUAAUCCGCAAACGGCGGAAUAUAAAUUCGACACCAGUAUCAAAUCCGACAACUCCGAUAUCGAACCCAAAGAAGAACCCAAAGAGGUACCCGUUACUCAGGUUCCUAUUAUACCGGAAAAACCUUUCAAAACAGAGUUGAUCAUCCCGAAAAUUCACCCCGUAAAGGACGAAUUGGAUUCUAACGAACCCAUUAUUACCAAGGAAGAAUCGUCUUAUAAAGAUAACAUUUUCCUGCCGCAGAACCUGAUGAAGGAACCCAUGAGUUACGGCAUAAAAGAACAUCCGAUCAAUCAUUUGGCGAAUAAAAUGAAUAAGGAUACAUCUUCGCAGGAAAAUAAGAUAAUAAUACAAGAAGCAACGGAUAGGAACCACUUUGGCGAUAUGAAACAGGAACCUUACAAUUAUCAACCGUCUAAAGACCCAAACGCGACGACGGCCGUUACAAUUAACAGCGUUAAUAAUACUGUUAUAAAACUGGAACCCAGAGAAGAACCCAUGGAACUGACUAGUCAAAACAGGAACGAACCUCCGCAGGGUUACGGUACCAUGCCGCAACCUUUGAACAUACCCCAAGUGAUACCGAUGACGCAAACUAUACCUAUCUACGAUGAAGAGAAACGUUUGGAGAAGCUUGAGAGACCAGAACGGGUCGACAGACCAGAUAUGGUCUCGAUUCCGACCCCAUCGAUCGGCCAACCGCCGCUUCCGAGCUUGGUAUCCGGAAAUUUGGUGACCAUCGGCGGUUCUCAGCCGCCGCCUCCCAUCAACCACUACGGCUUCAUGACCGGCUUGAGUCCGUUCAAUCACCCGCAGAGUCCCAGAAACCUAGAGAAAAACCCGCCGACGCACCAAAACGAACAACCGCAGAAUCUCAAAAUCAAACAGGAAGUCCAGGAGAUUCCGAUCAGCCAGAACCAGCCGCUGCCGCCGAACCAUCUGAGCGGGCUGAGCAGUUUUACGCAGAGCGCUUUGGGAAGCGGCGGAGGCGGGGUGAGCAGUCAACCGCCUCAAAGCCUGGCGUUGCCGCCCGCUUCGCAGAAUUUGCCGACGAGUCUGCCCACGUCGGGCGGGUUCGUGGCGCCGCCUAGUCAUCUGCCCAGCCCCAUGUCGGAUCCGUUGCAGAGUCUGAAGGACGUUAAGAUACCCGGUUAUAUUCCACCGUCGUCUCACAGUAAUCAAUCGUCCCAAUCGUCGUCGAACGACAGAAACGAACGACCGUCAUCGGGCCCGGUGAUCGUGGAAAACAUCAAAAAGGAACCGGAGUAUAUAAGAUCGUCGAGUACGGGUCCUAGUCCGAAACCGCUGUCCGAAAAAUGUUCGACGCCCAAGAGCAGCAGCAACACCAACACGCCCACGCCGCAACAAACGCCGCCACCUAUGCGCCAACAAUGUACAAAUUCCCCGCAUUCCGCUAUGAAUCUGAUAUCGCCGAGCGCGGCCCCGCCCACCUCUCUUCCGCAACCGCACCCCUCGCAACCGCACGGUCCUUCCUACGGUUCGAUGCACCCCCACCAUCCGCAUCUUGUCCAUCCCUCGUUCCUUCAAAUGCAAUUCCCCGGUCCGCAUCCCUACUCCGGAUAUCCCUUUUCCUAUCCGUACUCGUAUCCGGUGGUACCGCAACCGCAUCCUGUACCACCUCCUACCAGUCGUCACGAAAUGGUCGUUGCACCGAAAUCCAUCGAUACGGUUAGCGCUACGUUGAUGUCGUCGCAGCACAGCACCAGUUCCACGUUGACCUCGAAGCGCGAAACUAGGGAGGCGGACGAAAACGGAGGGGAGCGGCAUCAGUCGCACGAAAUGACGUUGACGAAUCAUCAGAGCACGUCGCAUAAUAGUUCGGUGCACGCGACUAUCGACAAGCACAAUUAUGGCAGCACCCACAGCCUUACUAUAUCGCACAGUACAAGUACUAGUAGCAGUCAGAGCGUGCAGCACAAGGUGAAUCAGAAAACGAUCAGGAGUAGUUCGCCUCAUCAACCUGUUUCGCAGGUGAAUUACGACGUCGAACUUCCCGAUCGGCCGAUAUUCAAGCCUAAUUUUCAGUCGACGUCGUCGGCUAGCCUUAAUCAUAGCUCUUCGGGCUCGAAUAGUAGCCAUCAGCACACCCAUCACCAUACCCACACGCACCACGACCGUCUGUCGCCCGGUACUCAAUUGCUGCGUCACAGCAUACACAAACCGCCCACUCCUCAAGCGCCUAACGCCCACCACCUCAUGAUCCAGCCUCCUAAUAUGGGCCAUCAUCCUUCGUCGCUCGAAGCGUUGCGCGCGCACGCCGCUCAGGCGGCCGCCAACAUGCACCCGCCCUCUUCGCCCAUGAAUCCGCCUCCUAAAAUGGUCUCCGACGAGGUCAUUAAGGUGGAACCCGAUCCGGAACCCAGUACGCCUGAGGAGGAGGGACAACAGAGUCCCAUCGGACCGCCUAGGGGGCCGUCGCCCGAGCCUAGGAUCGAAGACACCGAGUGUCAUAGAAGUCAAAGUGCAAUAUUCCUCCGCCACUGGAACAGGGGCGACUACAACUCGUGCACGAGAACGGAUCUAACCUUCAAACCGGUGCCCGAUUCUAAGUUGGCGCGUAAACGCGAAGAGCGGAUACGAAAGCAGGCGGAGCGCGAGAGGGAGGAGCGCGAGCGGGCGCAACAGGCUCAACAAAGGAAAAUAACGACGCCCGAGAAGCCGGAUGUCAAACCGCCGUCUAGGGGCCAUCUGGAGACCGUCAGCAGUCCGUACGAGAGGUUCCCGAGGCCGGGAUUCAACGACACGCCAGCUUUGCGGCAGUUGUCCGAGUACGCCAGGCCUCACGCUGGGUUCAGUCCAGGACACAUGCCUAGAUCUUUGUUACCGCCGUCUCACGUUAUGGAUCCGAUGCUGCAGUACCAAUUGAACAGUAUGUACGGUCCCGGAGCUCGAGAAAGGUUGGAACUGGAACAUUUGGAGCGCGAGAAGCGCGAACGAGAAAUCCGCGAGCUGAGAGAACGCGAACUGAACGACAGACUGAAGGAAGAAAUCAUGAAGAGCGGCAUGCGCGGCCCCGCCAACCCCAUGGACCCGCACUGGUUGGAGAUCCAGCGGCGGUACGCCGCCGCCGGUCUAGCCGGACCGGGAGGGCCUGGCGGAAUGCCGCUUCACCACUUCGCCCUGUAUCCGGGCCAGGGCGGUGCGCAGCUGUCGCAGAUGGAACGGGAACGGUUGGAGAGAUUGGGUAUACCGCCGCCGCCGGGAGGGCCCGGGCAACCGGGCGGACCGCCUCCCGGCCAUCCGCAUCACCCCGCUCAUCAGGCACAACUGGAGGCGGCCGAACGGCUGGCUCUGGCCACCGAUCCGAUGGUGCGUCUGCAGAUGGCCGGAAUAUCGCCCGAGUAUCACGCGCACACGCACGCCCACACUCACGCCCACACGCACCUGCAUUUGCAUCCGCAACAGCAGCAGGCGCAACAAGAAGCGGCCGCCGCGGCGGCUGGUUUUCCGUUACCAGCUUCUGGGGCUCCAGGUUACCCUCGACCCGGUUUGAUGCCGAGCAGAGACGGUCCGCUGGGUUUGCACCAUCCGGAUCUAUUGGGACGACCGUAUGCUGACCAAUUGGCUCAUCAAGCGGCUGCUCACGAACAAUUGCAGAGACAGAUGCUGCUAGAAAGAGAUAGGUUUCCUCCGCAUCCUUCGAUAGUAGCUCAACACGAAGAGUACUUAAGGCAACAAAGAGAACGAGAACUUAAAGUACGGGCUUUGGAAGAAGCCGCUCGAGGUUCCAGAUCUUAAGAAACUGGAUCGUUCAGACUGCCACACACAAGUAUGGACGAAAGCUGUCAAAAAAUAUAUAUAAACAAAGAUUAUAUCAUAUAAAUAGUUUGAAUCUUGAAUUUAUUCUUAUAGAUUUAAUUUAUAUUUUAAAAUAGUAAAAACAAAAAAAAUAUAUAUAUAAACGACAGAUAUUUUUUAAGAUCAAAAAAAUCGACUAUAUAUAUACAAUUUUAAUUUUUUUUUAAAGUAUAUUUUGCAUAAAAGUAGGAUUUUUAAAUAAACGGACAUAAAAAAGAACGUUUCGGAAAAUGGUUGCAUAUUUAUUUUAUUUAAUGGAAUAAAACAAACAUAGGAUGUCCCCCAAAGACAAUCCCGUAUAUUUAUAUGUGUGGGGUAUUUUUUUUUCGAGUUUUUGUACAGUCUUCCUGAUAGUUAAAUAAUUAUAUUAUUUUUGUACAUACUUUUUUUUUAUACAUAUAUAAAAUACAUUUGUACAGGCUUUUUUAAAUUAUUUAGAUUUAUUAUAUUAUAUAUAAUUGGGUCUAGUGCUGUAAACAUUUCUUUUUAAAGAAAAACUUUAUAAAAAAAUGAUUUAUUUUAAUCCAUUUGUGCUCUUAAUAGUUCGAUUAAUAAUAAUAAUUAGUGCGUGUUUUUACUUAAACCACGCCUCCUUACAAACUUAUAUAGCUGUAAGUUCAUUUUUUUUACGAAAAGAUACGGUUUUAUUUUAUAAAUCACCCUGUAUUUAUUUCUAAGAUUAUCUGCAAAUAUUUACCCUUACUUGUUACUAUUAUCAUCCAAACCUUGCCCAUUUAAAAUGUUUAUUAUGUAAGUGUCCUUACAAUCUAUUGGACAUCAAUUUUUUAAACCACGCCUUUCUGAUAUAUUUUCUCAUGGUUAUUUGUUGUAAGUCCCGCCCACAUCUAAGAGAACAGUUUCCUCUCUGUCUUUAGGUGAAGAUUGUUUAUUAACCACGCCUUUUUUACUAGUUUUCAUAGUAACAAAAAGACAAUCUUAUAAAUAUGUAAUACACUGUAUUACUAUAUCAUAUAUAUUGCCAGAUAACUUUUUCAAAAAUAUUACUAUCUUUAAUUUGUACAAUGAAUACAAUCUUGGAAAUAAAAUAUUAAAGAAUAUCUAUAAUCUCUAUUUUCUAAGUGUACUACAAAUAUUGUCAGUGGAUCACAAAUUACGUCAUCAAUAAUAUAGUGUAUAUCAAACCCUCUCAGUUUUAUGACGUGGGUUUAAUUUGAAAAUUUUGAGUUUUUCUUUAAAAAAGAAAUAGUGCAACCAUUUAAAUCUUGAAAAAAAAAUAUAUAAAAAAUUUUAAUGUGAUUUUUUUUUGACUUU
Molecule: messenger RNA, 7059 nt
Organism: Psylliodes chrysocephalus
Lineage: Eukaryota; Metazoa; Arthropoda; Insecta; Coleoptera; Chrysomelidae
Source: the annotation of a GenBank genome assembly